Molecule: messenger RNA, 1639 nt
Organism: Hevea brasiliensis (rubber tree)
Lineage: Eukaryota; Viridiplantae; Streptophyta; Magnoliopsida; Malpighiales; Euphorbiaceae
Product: probable aldo-keto reductase 1
Exons: 7
Coding region: 370-1422 (350 amino acids)
Cellular component (GO): cytoplasm
Source: RefSeq, a predicted model, not a curated record
UCGCCAUUCCUAACUCUAACCAAAAUUUACCCAAAAAUUAAUUUUAACCUAAUUGAACAUUCCAAAAAUUCAGGAGAUUUUCAGCCGACAGGAUUCUGCAUGCUGGAUAAUGGAAAUAUGUUGCAUUCGAUGACAUGUGAUCAUGUCUCACCCGCUACGUCCAAAGUUGACUGCCAAAGCAUCUCUCCAUUCUCAAGGUCCCUAUAUAAGAGGAAGAAUCAGUGAAAUGCAAGAAGUAGCAGGUGGGAGCCAAAGCUUCUUUCUUUACUUCUUUCCCUCUUUCUUCCGGCAUUUUUUGCCUUCUGCGUAUCUCCUCUCUUCAAUAGCAAGAAGAAAAGAAGAAAGCAGAUCGACGGAGAUUUGACCAAGAUGGCUGAGGAGCAGACAGUUGUAAUCCCAAGAGUCAAACUGGGUUCCGAAGGAUUAGAGGUCUCAAAGUUAGGCUUUGGAUGUAUGGGACUUAGUGGUAUGUACAAUGCCCCCGUCUCUGAAGAGGGUGGCAUUUCAAUCAUCAAGGAAGCAUUCAAUAGAGGAAUUACAUUUUUUGACACAGCUGACGUUUAUGGACCUCAUACUAAUGAAAUCUUGGUUGGGAAGGCAUUAAAACAACUUCCUAGAGACCAGAUCCAGUUGGCUACAAAAUUUGGUAUUGUUGUCAAGAACUCUGAUUUUAAAGGUGCUUCAAUUAAUGGCAAGCCUGAGUAUGUUCGUGCAUGCUGUGAGGCUAGCCUAAAACGUCUUGAUGUGGAAUAUGUAGAUCUCUACUAUCAACAUCGUAUCGACACUUCAGUUCCAAUAGAGGAAACUAUAGGAGAGCUUAAGAAAUUGGUGGAAGAAGGAAAAAUUAAAUACAUUGGAUUAUCUGAAGCAAGUCCUGACACAAUAAGGAGGGCAAAUGCAAUUCAUCCAAUAACUGCAGUGCAAAUGGAAUGGUCACUUUGGACUCGUGACAUUGAACCAGAAAUAAUCCCACUUUGCAGGGAACUUGGAAUUGCAGUAGUUCCUUAUAGCCCUCUUGGUCGUGGUUUUUUUGGUGGCAAAGCAGUCGUGGAAAAUUUGCCUUCAGAGACAAAUCUUAAAUCACAUCCAAGAUUCAUAGGAGAAAAUUUGGAAAAGAAUAAGGUGUUCUAUACUCGAAUAGAAAAUCUGGCCAAAAGACGUGGAUGUAGUCCUGCUCAGCUUGCUCUUGCCUGGGUUCUCAGUCAAGGGGAUGACGUGGUUCCCAUCCCUGGGACAACUAAGAUCAGAAAUUUGGUUGACAAUAUUGGAGCAUUGAGAAUCAAGCUAACAAAGAAUGAGUUGAAGGAGAUCUGUGACGCAGUCCCUAUAAAUGAAGUAGCUGGGGUUAGAUCUCACAAUUUCCAGCGUACCUUUAAGUUUGCUGAUACACCACUGCCUAAAAAUGCCCAAGCUGCAACCUGAUAAUUCUUGUGGAAGGAAGAGGGUGCAAGCACACUGUAUUCAAGAAAAUUUUCCUCUGGAACUGAUUGUGGAGGUGAAAAUGUAACAAACAAUAAUAGCUACAUUGUAAUUUAUCAAUUUCAGCCAUGCUGUAUUCCUUAAAAAAUACAUUUUCAUAUUCUUGUUCUGCUUGGCUAAUAGAAUAGUUCCUCAUGUUUCCUGAGGAUUCCUUUAUGAA